This is a messenger RNA of Epinephelus fuscoguttatus (brown-marbled grouper), 919 nucleotides long. It is a transcript of the gene med28, whose product is annotated as mediator complex subunit 28. Gene Ontology annotation, cellular component: mediator complex. Lineage: Eukaryota; Metazoa; Chordata; Actinopteri; Perciformes; Serranidae. The coding region runs from base 32 to 574 and encodes 180 amino acids. The record is from RefSeq and is a predicted model, not a curated record. The transcript has 4 exons.
GAGCAGGUUGACUGAAAGCGGUCAGAUCGGAAUGGCAUCUUCCAUGAGUGGGAUGUUCUCCGGUCAGCAACCGCCCGGUGCGCAUCCUGUCGGGGGUCCCGGUGGACCGGGCCAGCCGGGUUUCCCCGGUACCGUUACCAGACCUCCGGGAAACAACACGCUGGUGGACGAACUGGAGGCUUCCUUCGAGGCAUGUUUUGCAUCUCUGGUAAGCCAAGACUAUGUUAAUGGAACUGACCAGGAGGAGAUUCGAACUGGUGUUGACCAGUGCAUACAGAAGUUUCUGGAUGUGGCUCGACAGACAGAGUGCUUCUUCCUACAGAAAAGGCUUCAGUUGUCUGUGCAGAAACCAGAGCAGGUGGUGAAAGAGGAUGUGUCAGAGUUACGUAAUGAGCUACAGAGGAAAGAAUUGCUUGUUCAGAAACACUUGACCAAACUGCACCACUGGCAACAAGUGCUUGAGGAUGUGAGCGUUCAGCACAGAAAACCCUCAGACCUCCCUCCUCCUGGACCGCUCGCCUUUCUGGAGCAGGCCUCUGCGAGUCUGCCCCCUGCCCCUUUAAAACCAAACUAACACAGCAAAGGUACGGUCACAUUAGUCUUAUGUUAAAUAAAACUGCUCCGUUGUCAGAAUGUGAUCUUAUAGUUCUGAUGUGGGUAACAGAGGGAUGUGUGAGACACAUGUCUAAUUUGAAGUGGACAAGUAUUUGCAGGACAGUAGAGUAAUGUGACCGUACCUUAACUCUAAAGAAGAACGAACACCUCAUACAUUGCGUGAUUCCCACAGUCAGGUAUGGACCUGUGGGAAAAUCAUGACAUAGUUUUAUUUCCUUUUUUUCAGUAUUUUGUUUGAUGUAAAUAUUUCUGUUGCUGACUUUUUUACUGUUAAAAUAAAAUGAAAUUUGUUUGUAUUUUGAAA